Molecule: messenger RNA, 3812 nt
Organism: Rhinichthys klamathensis goyatoka
Lineage: Eukaryota; Metazoa; Chordata; Actinopteri; Cypriniformes; Leuciscidae
Gene: slc12a7b
Product: solute carrier family 12 member 7b
Exons: 27
Coding region: 88-3513 (1141 amino acids)
Biological process (GO): chemical synaptic transmission; chloride transmembrane transport; potassium ion import across plasma membrane
Cellular component (GO): membrane
Molecular function (GO): potassium:chloride symporter activity
Source: RefSeq, a predicted model, not a curated record
GAUUACCGGCUAUGAAUCACGGGCGUAAGCCGUCUGAUCCCUGAAGUUUAUCAGACACCGGACAGGUCCGACCCACGGACGACCAACAUGAGCGAGAGGUUCAGGGUCGUGCCGGUGGCCGCGCAUGAGAGCGCGUUUGGAGACGAAACGGACGGAGACACGGUGUUUGACGCCGGUGUCGGUGAGGGCGAGCGCGCGGAGCGGCGGGGGUCGGUGCCCAUCCUCCAGUACAGCAGAGAACCCAACAAAUACGGUGAUGGAAACCCAAGGGAAAGCAGCCCGUUCAUCCAUAACACAGAUGAUUAUAAGGGAACUCUAUAUGAUGGGAAAAACAUGGCACUUUUUGAGGAGGAGAUGGACAGCAAUCCCAUGGUGUCUUCGCUGCUCAGUAAACUGGCCAACUACACCAACCUCACGCAGGGCGUCAGAGAGCACGAGGAGGCCGACGAGGACGAAGGGGCCAAGAAGAAAACAGUCAAGAGUCCACAGAUGGGCACGUUCAUCGGCGUCUACCUGCCCUGCCUGCAGAAUAUCCUGGGAGUGAUUCUCUUCCUGCGAAUGACAUGGAUCGUGGGAACGGCGGGAAUCUUGGAGUCCUUUAUCAUUGUGUCCAUGUGCUGCUCGUGUACAAUGUUGACAGCCAUAUCAAUGAGUGCCAUUGCUACAAACGGUGUUGUUCCAGCUGGAGGCUCCUACUACAUGAUCUCUCGGUCUCUGGGCCCUGAGUUUGGAGGUGCUGUGGGACUGUGCUUCUAUCUGGGCACCACGUUCGCCGGGGCCAUGUACAUCCUCGGUACCAUCGAGAUCUUCCUGACCUACAUCGUGCCCAGCGCCGCCAUCUUUAAGGCAGAGGAGAAGGCGCUGGAGGCCGAGGCCAUGCUGAAUAACAUGCGUGUGUACGGCACGUGUUGUCUAACACUCAUGGCUGUGGUGGUGUUCGUUGGUGUGAAGUACGUCAACAAGCUCGCGCUGGUGUUCCUGGCCUGUGUGGUGCUGUCCAUCCUGUCCAUCUACGCUGGCGUCUUCAAAACCAUCUUUGAACCUCCGGUUUUUCCGGUCUGUUUGUUGGGCAACCGCACCCUGCAGAACCACGGCUUUGACAAGUGCAUGAAGACCGAUAUAAUAGACAACGUGACCGUGACCACGAGGCUCUGGGCUCUCUUCUGUAACGGGCCGGAGCUCAACGCCAGCUGCAAUGAAUACUUCAGCCUCAAUAACGUCACCGAGAUCCAGGGCAUUCCCGGCCUCACCAGCGGAGCCAUUUCAGAGAACAUGUGGGGAAGCUACGGUCCCGCUGGCAUGAUGGUGGAGAAAGACCUCCCGUCGGUGCCGGCGAUCGCUUCGCCUCAGGACAAGGACAUGCCGUAUGUGGUCAACGACAUCACCACCUUCUUCACACUGCUGGUGGGAAUCUACUUCCCCUCGGUCACGGGAAUCAUGGCUGGAUCCAACAGAUCCGGGGAUCUGAGAGACGCUCAGAGGUCCAUUCCCAUCGGAACCAUCCUCGCCAUCGCAACCACCACCAUCAUCUAUCUGUCCUGCGUCGUGUUGUUCGGCGCCUGCAUCGACGGUGUGGUGCUCCGAGACAAGUUUGGAGACUCUGUGAAAGGCAACCUGGUGAUUGGCACGCUGUCCUGGCCCUCGCCCUGGGUGAUCGUGAUUGGCUCGUUCUUCUCCUGCUGUGGGGCGGGGCUUCAGAGUCUCACCGGCGCCCCCCGUCUGCUGCAGGCCAUCGCUCGAGACGGCAUCGUGCCCUUCCUCGAGGUGUUUGGUCAUGGCAAAGCCAACGGAGAGCCGACGUGGGCUCUUCUUCUGACGGCUCUGAUCUGUGAAAGUGGGAUUCUCAUCGCUUCUCUCGACGCUGUGGCGCCCAUCCUUUCAAUGUUCUUUCUCAUGUGUUAUCUGUUCGUAAAUCUGGCCUGUGCACUUCAGACGCUCCUGAGGACGCCCAACUGGAGACCACGCUUCAAAUUCUACCACUGGACUCUGUCGUUUCUCGGGAUGAGUUUGUGUCUGGCUCUGAUGUUCAUAUCCUCCUGGUACUACGCUCUGGUGGCCAUGCUCAUCGCUGGAUGCAUCUACAAAUACAUUGAAUACCGCGGGGCGGAGAAGGAGUGGGGCGACGGGAUCCGGGGUGUUUCCCUCAAUGCGGCGCGCUUCGCUCUCAUCCGGUUAGAGGAGGCGCCUCCACACACCAAAAACUGGAGACCUCAGCUGCUGGUUCUCCUCAAUCUGGACACUGAGCUGUCGGUGAAACACCCUCGUCUCCUGUCCUUCACCACACAGCUGAAAGCUGGGAAAGGUCUGACCAUCGUGGGCUCAGUGCUGGAGGGAACGUACCUCACCAGAGACACUGAGGCCAAACAAGCAGAACAGAACAUAAAAUCAGCCAUGUCCGCAGAGAAGACGAAGGGCUUCUGCCAUGUUGUGGUGUCGUCGAACCAGCGCGACGGCAUCUCUCACCUGGUCCAGUCCGCCGGCCUCGGAGGAAUGAAACACAACUCUGUUCUGAUGGCCUGGCCCGGGAACUGGAGACAGUCGAACGACCCGCAGUCCUGGAAGAGCUUCAUAGAGACGGUCCGAGAGACGACUGCCGCCCAUCUGGCUCUUUUGGUGGCCAAAAACGUGGACAGUUUCCCUCAUCAGGAGCGUCUCAGUGAAGGAACCAUCGACGUGUGGUGGAUCGUUCACGACGGGGGCAUGCUGAUGCUUCUGCCCUUCUUACUGCGACAGCACAAGGUGUGGAGGAAGUGCAAGAUGCGCAUCUUCACCGUGGCUCAGUUAGAUGAUAACAGCAUCCAGAUGAAGAAAGACCUGCAGAUGUUCCUCUAUCAUCUCCGUCUGAACGCUGAGGUGGAGGUGGUGGAGAUGCAUGACAGUGAUAUCUCAGCGUUCACCUACGAGAAGACUCUGGUGAUGGAGCAACGCUCUCAGAUGCUGAAGCAGAUGCAGCUCUCGAGGACUGAGCGCGAGCGAGAGAUUCAGAGCAUCACGGAUGAGUCGCGUAGCUCUAUUCGGAGGAAGAACCACAGCGGAGCUCACGGCUCAGGCCUCAAUAACCAGAACAGCCAACUAGAUGAGGAGAAACAAGAGGAGGCUCAGCUGAUCCACGACAGGAACACAGCGUCUCACGCGGCGCUAAACGACAAGGCCGACGCGGCGCCGGAGCGAGUCCACAUGACCUGGACCAAAGAGAAGUUCUUCACCGAACGCAACCGCAACCGAGAGCACAACGCAACCAUGGCCGUGCGAGACCUCUUCAACAUGAAACCCGAAUGGGAGAGUCUGAACCAGUCGAACGUGCGCUGCAUGCACACAGCGGUCAAACUGAAUGAGGUGGUGGUCAACAAGUCUCAGGGUGCACAUCUGGUGCUCCUCAACAUGCCUGGCCCACCGAGGAACCGCGGCGGCGAUGAAAACUACAUGGAGUUUAUGGAGGUUAUGAUGGAGGGUCUCAACCGGGUCCUGUUGGUGCGCGGCGGUGGCCGAGAGGUCAUCACCAUAUAUUCAUAAAGUGGAUCGUGGCUCCACCGGCAGGAAUUCUGUUUAUUAUUUUUUCCCAGAGCAGAGCGGGGCGUCAUGAAGACCCAGUGGUUUUCUAUCCGCAUCACGUCCAGCUGCGUUUAUCAGGAGACCGAGACAUUUAUGAUCUCCUGAAGAAGAGACUCAACGUGAAGCACAUAUGAAAGCGGAGAGACGAUCCAUAACGACACUUUAAUUUAUGCUCAUUGACUGUUUCCUCGUUCUCUUUUAUUUGUUCGUACUAUGGUAGUUUUAUGUCUGUGUAUUGUGCAUCAUUUGCCUGUGGCAGU